UCCAUGCGCACAGCACAGGGCGACCGGAUAACUGUCCACUUGUUGCGCCCCUAUAUUGAUUAAGACCGCAUGAGCCGCCACGAGCGAAGGGAGAUCAAACAUUGAGACGCACAUGGCUCGAUGACAUGAUGUUCCUGCCCUUCUCCCCUCUCCCCUCCUUGGCUCUCCCUUUUCUCCUACUUCUCCUCACUUUCCUCCCUCCUUCCCUCCUUUCCCCUUCCCUCUCUCAUUCCCCUCUGAGCUGGACCUCACCCCAUGACCCCUGCUACCACUUGGAUGGGCGUCCGCGACACUGCCUGUCGGAAUUCAUCAAUGCCGCCCACGGUGUCCCUGUCAGUACCGCCCACUCCCUCCGAGGACCCCCCGACCAGAGAGCUGUUAACGUCAGCUCCCUCACAGACCUCCACAACCCCCACAACUUGACUUGCUGGACGGCCCAGGCGGGAGGCCUCGCCAGCGGGGACUGGGUCCUCACCCUUCCCCUGGGCCGACGCUUCGAGGUCACCUACAUCAGCCUGCAGUUCUGCCAGCAGGGGGAGCCGUCAGACCCCGUCUCCUUAUCCGUGCUCAAGUCCAUGGACCACGGGCGCACCUGGAGGCCCAUGCAGCACUACUCCAGCGACUGCCCCGGGAAGUUUGGGCUCCAGGCCCAGACGGUAGCCCAGACCAGGCACCAGGAGACGGAGCCUCUGUGCUCAGACCCCCGGCCCCUGCAGAGGCACCGGGGAGGCAUGUUAUUGGCCUUCUCCACCCUAGAUGGAAGACCCUCCUCUCCAGACUUUGACUACAGCCCCACCCUGCAGGACUGGGUGACAGCCACGGACAUACGGUUAGUGUUCCACGAGGUGACCCAGUCCCAGCAGACCAAGGUGGGGAGUUCAGAGGGGACAAGUGGUGAGGUCGGUUGGGGGGAGGGAGCGGGUGGGGGGGUUCUGAGGUGGAGGGCAGGGUCGAAGAACGAGGCUGUGGUGGGACAGGUGGAUAAGGUGAAUGGGGACAACAAUAAAUGGGGGGUUGUGGAGAAGGAGAGAAGAAAGACAGAAAAACGAAGGAGGAACGGAGGAGGAUACAACAAAGGGUCGGGGGAUCGGGGAGAGGACGGACACAACGUUACCCGGAAGGAGGCAGAAGGAGACACUAUGGAAAUAGACAUCUCCAAAAGAAGAAACGGAAAAAGGAAAGGGCGUGGCCGAGAGAGGGAGGGGGGCCACCAUUGGAGUCCGUGUCAGGAAGGCAGCAUCUGUGAUUGGACAAUCGACAGCAAGCAGGGGAGAAUCAACGAGGGGCGGGAACUUCGGAGGAGGAGGAACAACCAACAGAACUCUAAAGUGAGAGCGAAUCGGAAUCUUGAGCUGGCUCCUCCCUCUCCAUUGAUCUCCGCCCCCCCUGUCCGGCCCGCUCUGGCCCUUUCCGACCUGCAGGUGGGGGGCAGGUGUAAGUGUAACGGACAUGCCUCUCGGUGUCGUCGUGAUGAUGUGGGCCGGGCGGUGUGUGUGUGUGAGCACCACACAGCAGGGGCGGACUGCGAUGUUUGUGAGGACUACUACUACGACAGACCCUGGCAACGAGCCACGCCUAGUCAGCCACAACCGUGCGUCUUGUGUGAGUGUAACGGCCACUCCUCGAAGUGUCGGUUCAGCAUGGAGGUGUUCCAGCAGUCGGGCCGGCGCAGCGGGGGGGUAUGUCUGAAGUGUCGGCAUCACACAGCGGGGCGCCACUGCCAAUACUGCCAGAACGGAUACACCCGAGACCACAGCAAGCCCCCCACCCAUCGCAAGACCUGCCAACCAUGUCAGUGUCACCCUAUGGGUGCUGUGGGUCUCUGGUGUAACCAGACAUCGGGACAGUGUCUGUGUCGGGAUGGCGUGAUGGGACUGAGAUGCAACCGUUGCGCCCCUGGUUACAAACAGGGGCACUCCCCACUCCGCCCCUGCAUCCGAAUCCAGGAGGUAGCCCCCACAACACCUGUAUACCAGCCCCAGUACAGUAUAGCUGAAGAGUGUUUAUCGUACUGCCUGCCAUCGCAGGUUAAAGUGAGGAUGAACCUGGAGACGUACUGUCUAAAGGACUAUGUACUGAAGUUGCAGGUCAGAGGGAUGGAGCGUUCGGGCCCCUGGUGGCAGUUUUCUAUCUGGAUUCAGACUGUGUUUCGUACAGGAUCUUCCUCCAGUGUGCGUAGGGGCCCGCAGGCCCUGUGGGUUCCCGACCGCGACCUGGGCUGUGGCUGCCCCACCCUCCAGGUGGGCCGCACCUUCCUGCUGAUUGGGGCCGAGGAGGGGGGCCGGGGCCCCGAGGAGAGACGACUGGUGGCCGAUAGAUCCACACUGGCCCUCCAGUGGAGGGAGCACUGGAACCCCAAACUGAGAGGGUUCAGGGGGCAGGACAAGAGGGGCCGCUGCCCCACGGGUGGGGACCCCCACAGGGGCCACUUGAAGCACCAUCACUCAGAGUAUACACCACCUCACCUAGUGGUUGAGAAAGAGACAGUGGUUGAGGUGCACCCUGAACAUACAAACCCACACACACAUUCACAUCCACACACACCCUCAGAAUCCAUGAAAGACAUGGAAGAGGAGGCAGAGCACUCUGUGGCGCUGGACACACACACUCACACACAGUCCUCCUCACAUCACAGACCUGAGACCCCACAGGAACAGCAACAGGAACAGACUCUGUCUCCCUCCACGCCCAUUCUCAUGUGUUCCACCCCUGUCUGAAACACAGGAGGAAGAAGAGAGCGAAAGAACAAGGGGUGAAGAGAAGAAUAAAUCUGGCCAAAAUGGCCUUAAUCUUCACCUGGCACAGCCAGAAGAGGACUGGCCACCUCUCAGAGCCUGGUUCCUGCCUUUCUAGGGAGUUUUUCCUAGCCACUGUGCUUCUACAUCUGCAUUGCUUGCUCUUUGGUGUUUUAGGCUGGGUUUCUGUAUAAGCACUUUGUGACAACUGCUGAUGUAAAAAGGGCUUUAUAAAGUACAUUUAUAAAAUAAAUGAAUCCACAUGUGGAUUUAAUAAAAAGUGUCAAAAAGA
Messenger RNA from Salvelinus fontinalis (brook trout), 3027 nucleotides. RefSeq names its product netrin-1-like. The record is from RefSeq and is a predicted model, not a curated record. Gene Ontology annotation, molecular function: protein binding. The coding region runs from base 126 to 2717 and encodes 863 amino acids. The transcript has 7 exons. NCBI's taxonomy places the organism in Eukaryota, Metazoa, Chordata, Actinopteri, Salmoniformes, Salmonidae.